Anisakis simplex (herring worm) is the source of this 1053-nucleotide messenger RNA. The record is from the annotation of a GenBank genome assembly. Lineage: Eukaryota; Metazoa; Nematoda; Chromadorea; Rhabditida; Anisakidae.
AUGCCUUGUACACAAUGCAUGGCUCCAUAUACUGCUCGUCGAAAGGAGCACGGUUGCUCGAGUUGUGGUUUCGGUUUUUGUGCGAACUGUUUGAAUCACAGAGCGGUUGUGUCCACUCUCAGCGAUAAGCCCGUAUCCGUUUGUAUCAAUUGCUAUCGAAAGCUCACUCAACCGAGUCCAACCGAGGUUAAAUAUCCUGCUCUAGUCGAUCACAAUAUACGACUGAAUCCGGAUGGCACAUGGUGGGCACCUGAUGAAUUGCCACCACCUUCAAUGCGACAAGACUACGCUUCUGCAUCUACCUCGCACAUUCUUCCAUCUCUUUAUCCAAGUUUGAUACUGAAAGGUGCAGGAACAGGAGCUGGUGGCCCUAUCGGUCGUGGUUAUCAUCAGCAUUUUGAACGAUCAGUACCAGUUCGUCCCCCACCACCAUAUUCAGCAGUUUCUCAUGAUUACCGCAGUGUUGGUGCCGUAAGGCAACCGCUCACACCUCGGGACGACUCGGUAGAUUUGCAGAAACGAUUGGAUAAACUCAAAGAAGAGCGAGCAUUUCUGGAACAAGCAGUUUCUUCUCAUGAUCCUCGCGGCGUUGAUGCCGUAAGGCAACCGCUGGCACCUCGGGAUGACCCAGCAACUAUGCAGAAACGACUGGAUAAACUCAAAGAAGAACGAGCAUUUUUGGAGCAAGGAUCAGUGAAGCCAGCAGCGAGCGUGACUGAAAUUGAAGAACGUUUAGCAGCUCUGCGUGGUGUUUCUGUUGAAGAGAUUCGACAUCCAUCAUUGAUCUUCACGAGGAGGAAAGACGAACAAGUGAAACACGAAACUGUGAACGAUUUGAUUGAAAAGGCUCGUGAUGAAGUUCGAAUCGAAAAGAAAUGGGAUCCGGUCAGACAGUUGGAAGAACGCUAUAAUCAGUAUCAUAACAUUCAAGUGAACAACGACGAUGAAAAUAAUGCGGAAAAAGAUUUAGAAGAAAUAGCACAACUUGCUAAAAGAGAUAAAUUUUGUGGUUUGUUUAUGAAUUUAUUCGGAAAGCAAACAAUCCCAUCCUGA